CAAGUUUCCUCCCCACUGCUUGUAUUGGUUUCUGUAAAGUAAAUAAACAAAUCGGGCAGGUGACAAUACAAUGUGUUUGCUGAAAUACUCAUUUUAAAAUGGUCGAGGUUGGCUUGAAAUUGUUGGUCGUAAUUUACAGUGUGUUUACACGCUGUUUCGCAGUCACUCACUGGGUAGUGACCGAAAAUGGACGUAUACAGGCCCAGCUUGAUUCAGCAUUCCAUUUGCGACGGCCAUAUGACCUUUUUGCUCUGCUAGAACAAGAGAGUAGAGUGCGAGCAAUUGAUCACCUACAUCAUGAUUUAAUUUCCCGAAAAGCGGCAAUUGACAGACACUGGGCGAGCCUUGAGGGAGCAACUGACAUUGAGACGCGCUUUUACUCUGAAGAUAGUGAUUGUAUUCGUGCUGGCCGUCGUUUAACAGAUACCGACUUAUAUGACAGUGCAUUAGGAGACCUUAAAGAAAGAAUAAGGAUAGAGAAAUUUUUGCCAUCGAGUUUAAUUCAGGAAAAUUACUUUAAGAAACCAGAUUGUACAAAGGCAGCUCGAUUGGACUUUAGCAUGAGGACAUUUGAACAUCUCAAGGCUAUGGUUGAACGCAGAAAUCUUAGUAUGAGCCCAGAGCUCCUAGUACUUCAAGAUCUUGUGGUGAAUGGGGAUAUAAAUUUCUUUGUGCACCAGAUUUCUUCCUCACUGCAGAAGAACAGAACAUCGUGGUUGCAUUACAAUCUUGCAGCAGCUUAUUGGCGAGCUGAAGGAAAUGCUCCAAAAGCUAUUGAAUGUGCUCGAAGAGCUGUCCACUUUUCCCCAAGACAGUACCGUGACUUGGCUCUCCUCACAUUGGGAGGAACACUUCACCGAUCCAGUCAUCCAGCAGAGGCUGCAAUUGUCAUGCAUGCUGCUGUUGAUCAUGCUCCUGAUAAAGCCUGGAGUCAUAUGGCACUUGGGAAUGUGUAUGCUGUAUUGGGUGACUAUAACAGAUCUGCAACAUGCUUUGACAAUGCUCUGAAGCUCCGACCUUCACUCAAGAAGGCUCUUAUCUACAAGCAUGCUGUUCUGUGCCACUACAAACUGGAGAAGACAUUACUUCAGUUGCAUGGAUCACUACAAGACAUUGUAGCAGAACUGCAUGAAUAUCACAACCGACAAAAGCAGUGGCUUAAAUAUCAAGAGGAUGCGGUGUGGCACCAAGCACCACUUGAACUUAGACUUGCCACUGCAGACAGGCAGUUAUUAUCUUCAUCCAAAAACAGAGCUCCAGGGCGAGCAUGUUUGCAGAAAAUUGUGGAUGGACAUGCAGUCCUUAGCUGUGAAGUGAAUGCUGAAAGCCAACUUAUAGCCCAAAGUGUGACACUGAGUCUCCAAAUGCUGCUGAAGAAUGUUGAAUUGCAGGUAAAACUAAUCAGCAAACAAAUGUCUGCAAACAGUCCAAAGACAUCUUGGCAGGAAUCAGAUGCAGUGAGCCUUUUGAAAGAUUCUCCUCCAUUACGUGUUGUGGAAACACAGAAGAAGAAAAGCAAAAAAACACAUUCACCAUCUUCCACAGUUCCAGAGAUCUUUGAAGAACAAAAAAGGUUGAGAGAUAAAGAUUGUGUUGCUGUUGCCGGGCACCGCAUACCAAUCUCUCUGCCUCCAGUGUACCUGUCUCCAGAGACAAAGGGAUUCAAGCCAUCAAAAUAUCUCAAUUCUCUCAUUGGUUUGGCUCCUGGAAGAGAACACAGCCUCCCAUGGUAUCCUCCCAUAUGUACCAUAAGCAGUGUGGCACUGACGAAUGAUGAUGGCCUUUAUGCUCCUGAAAUAGAGUUAAAAGAUGAACUUAUGAAAUAUGUGGACAGACAUAACAGUAUUGAUGCAGAGGUUGGACAAAGAAUUGUCACAGCCAUUAAAGAGGAAGUUGGUCCAAGUUGGCUGUUACAUGUACUAGCAGCAUUGUAUUGGCGAAUUAAGGGCAAUGGACGACAUGCUCUAGACUGCCUAACCAUUGCAUUAGCAGCAAGUCCUCAUCGAGUCCGUGAUGUGUCAUUAGUGUCACAGGCAGCAGUUUUGCAUCAGAUGGGACGAGCUGCUGAAGCUCUUCAUGCUGCAUCAGAAGCUCUCGCUGUCAACAGCUCUGAGCCUACGUCCAACUUCAUGAUGGCUGUUAUUUUAGAAUCAAAGAAGAACUUCACAGGUGCAAUUUACCACCUUCAACAAGUUUUGGUCCAUGGACCUAACAGCUACUUACGAGGAGCUGCUACAAAAUUUCUGCAUCAGACGUCAUGCAGGUUCAAAUUUAGGAGUAAAGAUUCUUCAGCCACAGCUUCCAGUACAGAGAAUAGAGCGGCAUCAUGACACACCAUUUCCUACAAGACUGAUACUAGAGUAUUUAGCUACAUAUGAUGUGGUUCAUUUUACCAUGAACCUUAUGUAUGCUGGUAUGGUUAAAAAGCAGGAAGCAGACAGCUAUUAUCAUUCUCAAUUGGCUGCAAGACCAGAUUUGAAGCCAGCUCAUAACAGAUUUCAGUAAUCUCCUUCCCUGUUUGUUUUGGAAGAAAAUAAGGAUAAAUUCCAUUUGUAAAGUAAUAAAAACAUCUAUGUAAACGAAUUCCAGCCUUAAGUUAAGUGAACCAUUUCACUGUCCAAAUAAAUCACAAAUGUUUCUACA
Messenger RNA from Schistocerca serialis cubense, 2643 nucleotides. Its product is annotated as tetratricopeptide repeat protein 17. Gene Ontology annotation, molecular function: protein binding. Gene Ontology annotation, cellular component: actin cytoskeleton; cytoplasm. The record is from RefSeq and is a predicted model, not a curated record. The transcript has 14 exons. Bases 99 to 2330 code for a protein of 743 amino acids. NCBI's taxonomy places the organism in Eukaryota, Metazoa, Arthropoda, Insecta, Orthoptera, Acrididae. Gene Ontology annotation, biological process: actin filament polymerization.